AUGCCUUCAAGGAUUCGAGAUGACAGCCCGGAGAGGCGGCGGGAAAAGAAGGAAUAUUCAAAACUCGAAAAAGAUCGAGAUCGGAGAGACAAAGAUCGAGACAGAGACAAGGACAGGCACAGAUCCCAUCGAAAAAUCGCAACCAAGGAAAAGACCUCUUCAAGAACAUCGCUCUCUCCUGUUGACGAUAAACGGCGGCCCUCCAUGCCUGGCAUAGUGGAAGAGACACCCCUCAAGUCCGAAUCAAAAUCUAGCCUGCCCUACCCAUCCUUUUCGAAGGAGCACAGUCGUGAGGCUGUAGGGAGUGCUGCCCGACCAGUCCUGAACAUACUCACCCCUCCUUCCACAGACCUGAAUGCUUCCAAAGACAAACUGUCAACGACGAAACAGAGUCCUGACGCACCUCCUAGCCCACCUUUGACGGAUAAAAAUGCUGGCUCGGGAAGAUGGAAAUCGAGUGCUGGCAAACCAGUCUCGGUCCAGACGAUUCCGGAGGAGGAGAGAUCUUCGAAUGGAGGGAAAGACGCAAAGAUCAAGAUCCGCCUCCGACCGCAGUCGUCGAGAUCGAAUGGUCAUCUGCGAAGUACAUCAGAGUUGGGCACUGAUAGUUCGCCCACGAGGAAGCAUCGGGAUGCGAUUGAGAAAACUCACAAACCGUCCACACCACUCCGUAACAACGUUCCCCAAAGGUCAGUCAGCCAGCCGACGAGAACGGAGUCUCCGUCUACACCAACCACGACAGCGACCGAGUCCGUAGCGAACACCAGCUCCGAUGCCACAUCCAUCGCACCGGAACAACCUACAAUUCAACGGCCUGGAUCAAAGGUGCCCCCGGCCACUGUAUAUGCACAUGCACAAACACCAGGCUCGAUACACCCACAGUCACGAGGAGUUACACCCUUGGAAGUUUUUAUGGAGAGAGAGCCGUCGUUACUGUCAGAGACACCAGGAGGAGUGUCUGCCACGCCUGGUCCCCCCCCUCCGCCGCCUCCACCAGCACCUGUUGCUAUUCCAAAAGUUGACUACCUACUCCAACAUGGCGGAUUGCAUCAUGCAGUGCCUAAAAACCUCUUGCUGGCAGGGAAACCAAUGGCGAUCCAGCAAGCACAAUCUCCGGGACAAGCUCCUAUCGUCAUUGCAAAUCUGUUCGAGCCAUACACAGCGCUGCUUGAUGAUUUUGACAAAGUCAUGUCCAUGAACGGAUCUCUUGCUGUCGCGACUGGAUAUCGAUCAGUUGCACGACGCUUACUCGACAGAUUGGAAGCCGUCUUUUCACGUGACAUCUCAUCGGAGGCUUGUCAAUGUCCUAUGUGCGAGUACGAUCAUUCCGAGGAUGUCAGAGGCGUCAGUUGGGGUGAAGUACUCGAGCUGGUGUCAGGACGGAGGGAUUUGCCUGCUUGGCCUCCGUUCGCAUUUACGCAAUCGCCUAUCGGUCUGGGCAUCUCUCUCGAAUUUCACGUACCUAUGCAAAAGCUGGAUAUUGAUGUUCCUGAAGAAUACCGCGAGCACUAUAUCCGGCAAUCACGCAAGACCAAGCAGAGUGUGGACAAAUGGCUGACUCGACAGACCGACAACCCAAGCUCCCCACCCGAAGAAGUCGAUGAAGAGACUCUCACUUUUGCUAUUCUCACACAUCUGCCUGCUGAACAACGACCGGUUUUUAAAGACCUUCUGGGCAUUGUUGAUCGACCCAUCGAAGCACCCAGGAGAAUACCAACUCCAGAACUUCAAACGUCAAAUGGCUCAAUGAAGCCUCCGCCGCCCACGCCUACUCCCGCGCCAGUGCCAAAGAUCAGACCUGCACAUAUCGCCAUUGCGUCCCAAGCAAUCCAGCGUCUGUACCGUUUACACGCCGUACCACGAGACUCGGAGACGGCCUUGUUCAUGUUGAAUAAUCCAACUCUACACAAUGCCUUGGCUACGCUCGCCGCAAUCUCUAAUGAUGAGUGGGAGAUUCUCGUAUCUGGACGGUUUGACGGGUUUCUUCGCAGUGGUGCUGAAGAUGCCCCACCUCCAUUGCACGACUCAGGUCCUUCUUCCCGUGGUCCCACGCCGCAUCUGCCCCCGACAAGAGGCGCCACCCCUGGUUACACAGGUACGGCGAAUGGCUCUGGCGGGACGAACGGCUACCGUUCCCGGCAAGGAAGUUACACGCAGCCAUAUCCGGCGGGCACAGCGCAAUACGGGGCACCUAUCGCAUUCGAUGAAGAGACUGAACUCGCGACGCUGGCGGAAAUCGAGCGUGACAUCUAUGCAGGCAUGGAGGCGCUCGAGGACGCGUUUGAAGCCUUGCACAAUAAAGCAGAAUGUGUUCGACGCGCACUGCGCGAACGCUCGGCCGGGCUUGCUGCAGCACAGCAAAGGCGACGCGGCGCCUUGGGAGGUUCUGGAAUUGAAGUCCGUAUGGACACACCAGCGAAUCUGAGCGACAGCGGUGGCGGUACAGGUAGAUGGGACGCCGAGACCGACGACGGGUUGGGUGAAUGGGAGGGGAUGAGUGAGAUUGCACCGGAUGAUAGCGCAAGUAACAUCUCCAGUGCGAGGCGGCGGAGACCUAAACGGAGAAAUGAGAGACGGACGCCGGCUUUGAUCGAGGAAGAAGACGAGGAUUUUGACGGUGCUGGUAGUGAUGCUACCGGUAGUCCUAGGAAGAGGUGA
Exophiala spinifera is the source of this 2658-nucleotide messenger RNA. RefSeq lists its product as uncharacterized. NCBI's taxonomy places the organism in Eukaryota, Fungi, Ascomycota, Eurotiomycetes, Chaetothyriales, Herpotrichiellaceae. Gene Ontology annotation, cellular component: nucleus. The record is from RefSeq and is a predicted model, not a curated record. The transcript has a single exon. Gene Ontology annotation, molecular function: DNA binding. The coding region runs from base 1 to 2658 and encodes 885 amino acids.